This is a messenger RNA of Fusarium subglutinans, 1098 nucleotides long. RefSeq names its product major facilitator superfamily transporter. Gene Ontology annotation, molecular function: transmembrane transporter activity. The coding region runs from base 1 to 1098 and encodes 365 amino acids. Gene Ontology annotation, cellular component: membrane. The transcript is spliced from 4 exons. Lineage: Eukaryota; Fungi; Ascomycota; Sordariomycetes; Hypocreales; Nectriaceae. Gene Ontology annotation, biological process: transmembrane transport. The record is from RefSeq and is a predicted model, not a curated record.
AUGAUGCAAGUCCCUAUGGGAAUACUUGGGGACAAAGGCGGCAUCCGCCUUGCUUUCAUGCUGAAUGCCACCAGUACUAUCUUCUAUUGGGGGUGCAUAGCAAUAGUAGGAUCGCAGCAACACCUUCCGCUCUGGUGCUUCUAUCUCUCUCCAGUAUUCAUUCUCUUUGGAGGAGGACCAUGGGUAACUGGCACGCUUGUUUUCGCUGCUGUUAGUGACAGUGUCAAGCCAGAACAAAGAACAGCGGCGUUCUCAAUCAUCGAGGCAAUAUCAGGGAUCGCGGACCUCGUCGGGCCAAUCGUUGGCACAAUGACGAUGACUAUUCACCUCGAGAUUCCGUUUUCUCUCGCACUCGUGGUAUUCUCUUUGAUGUUCUUUCCAGCGAGCUAUAUUCGUGAGAACACAGUGAGCGACAUGGAGGAUGUUGGGCCAUCACCGGCUGAGACAGAGUCACUUCUCAGUGUCGACAGCGCUCCGUAUCGCGAAGAGACUGACUUAGAGCACACUGCCAGGGUCCUGCUCCCUUCACGAGCCGUUAUAUUCGGUAUAUGCUUUAUCUGCUUCUUUUUCUUCCAGGUAGCAAGGGACUCCACGAACUACUUAAUCCCUUGGGUAUCUUUACGCUUUGAGGAGACCAUGGCUCGGGCCGGGCUUCUGUUCUCACUACGCGCAAUCAUGUCAUCUCUUCUAUACUUUGUUAUUUUGCCUCUUGCAACUUCUUGGAUAGACCAGGCUUGGCCAAGUGCAAACAGAGAUCUUACACUUUCUGCAUCUGGUGCUCUUUGUUGCACAUUGGGCACUCUCGUCGUCGCAGCCGCACCAAACCUUGCGACAGUUGCUAUUGGAUUUGCACUAUCGGUCCUGGGAUCAAGCAUGACCGUCACAUUGCGAUCUUUCCUUGCUUCAAAUGUGCAUAAUGCCUUUUCAGGGCGGUUGUUCGCGGGUAUCUCUAUGACAGGAACGAUUGGUAGCCUCGUUGGCAUGCCCGUCAUGGGAGCUGCCUAUUCUUUGGGCAUCAACUACAAUAUUGGGCUUCCUUUCUUGGUUUCAGCAGUAAGUUACAUCGAAUCAGCAUGUAACCCAGUCGUGGCGGGCUAA